Tetrahymena thermophila SB210 is the source of this 2784-nucleotide messenger RNA. Its product is annotated as DHHC zinc finger protein. The record is from RefSeq and is a predicted model, not a curated record. NCBI's taxonomy places the organism in Eukaryota, Ciliophora, Oligohymenophorea, Hymenostomatida, Tetrahymenidae. Gene Ontology annotation, molecular function: palmitoyltransferase activity; protein binding. The transcript has a single exon.
AUGAUUAAAUAAACUGGCAUUAAUUCUACUGACUCUAUGAACGAACCAUAAAACCCAUAAGAUGCAUUUCCUUUAGUAUAUAGUGGAUCGAGUGGCUAAUUAAACAUUUAGAAUGAAAAUUUUACCAAAAAAGAAUAAGAACAAGUAGAUGUUGCUGGAAAUUAUUAAUCUCCAACUGAAAACAAUAAAUUAACUCAAGAAAAGAAGAACUAGUUUGGUUUUCAUUCUUCUAAUUCAUUAAAAAGUUAAGUUGGGACAGAUAAAAAAAGAUUAGGAAGCCGAAAUACUUUAACAAACAAGCAAUUCGAUUAAGAUAAUACAAAUAGCAUGAAUCAGAAUAUAUAAUUCUCCAUGGAAUAGCAAGAAUUUAUAAAAAUUAACUAAUCUGAUUCCUUAGCCCUUAGUGAUUUAAAUCAAGGUUUGCUAUCAUCAUAAAAUAAUCUUUUCUAAAAGAAUGUAAGUCAGUAAGAUCUUGAAAUUUAAUCGAUGAAUCAAAUAGCGGAGCAAGCAGAAGAGAAUAGGUCAUUUACAGAAAUAAACAUUGAAAAAGGUACUGGUAGCUUUAAUUAAAGCAAGCAGAUCUAAAAUAGAAGUAAGACACAUUAAAGCAGUCAUCAAAAUAGCAGCUCUAGUUAUAGUUCUAAACCAAAUCUAAAUGCAAGAGAAAUCCAGGACUUGAAUUAUACCUAGGAUUAGAAUAAUCUUUAAUUUUAAAGAAGAGAUCCUGAUUUUGGUGGAAGCGAACCUUUGAUUUAACGAAAUUUAAGUGGAUUGAAUACAAAAUAAAUGAUCAAUUCUAAUAUUGCUUCUGCUAAUAAGAAUUAGGCUGUUGCAUAAAGACAUCACACUACUAACACGUUUGCUGCUGAAUAAAAUUAAAGCUGCUAUCAUGAAUCUUAAAAAUAAGAAAGUGAUUAAGAGUCUUCUGACUCACAUUACUAAGGAGAAAGUCUUUCAUCCUAUGGUCCUUUUAAAUUAUUGUAAAAAGGUUAUCUCAAAGAGCUCAAGGAUCACUGUAAAAAAGAAGGAAUUUUAUAUACCAGAGUAAUUAACGAGCAAGGUAACAACAUGAUAAUUAAAGCUGUUUAAAAUAAAGAUCUAGAAGCAAUAAAAUAGCUUAUUUCGGAUGCAAGAGAGUAAUUGAGGGAAAUAGGAAAAUCAAAAGAAUAAAUUGAUGAAGAAAUUUCUCAGUGGAUCAACCAAGAAAGUAAAUCUGGUUAUACUGCAGCACACUUUAGCUGCUAUGUAGGAGAUCCAUCAAUUUUGAAGCUUUUAAAAGAGUAGGGAGCAGAUUUUUUAAAAUUAAAUAAAGAAGAAUCUAGUGGUCUUCAUGUUGCUGCUCAAAACGACUCCAUAGCUUCGAUUGUAUUUUUAUUAUUGCUAGGCAUAGAUAUCAAUGUACAAGAUUAAAAGGAAGCAACUCCUCUUCAUUGGGCAAGUUUCUAAGGAUUAGAUUAGUCUGUUUAGUUUUUAAUAGCAUUUGGAUCAAAAACAAAUAUUUAAGAUUCUGAAGGCAUGACUCCUUUAAUUCUAAGCUCAAUAAGUGGUAGUAUGAAAAUAGUUAGAAUGUUACUGCUGGCAGGAGCAGACAGAAAUAUUUAAGAUAAAAAAGGCAGAACAGCUCUUUAUAUGGUAACUGAAGAUCAAGAAAACCUAAACGAAGAUAUUGCAGAAAUGCUAAAACGUACAAAUGGAUUCUAAGAAUAUUGGAAUAUUAGACCUGUCUUUAAACCAACUAAGAAGAAUCCUAAAUAAGUUAUUUAUUAUCUGAUUAUGUAUAUACUAUCAUAGAUAUGCCUUAUUUAUUUUAACUACUCUUUGUGGGAACAAAACACAAAAAUUAUUAUAUUUUCUAUAUUAGCAUUGCUUGCUAUCAUAACAAAGUUUUUCUUCUUAAAUUCUUGGCUGAGGAAUCCAGGAUAUGUGGCAUUGAAUAAAAAAAAGAAUACAAAAAGUAAAUCAGAAGAAUACACAUACCUUGAGAAAAUGAGCAAAGAAUCAUUUUAAAGAAAAUAGUAUCUAAGCUAAAGUCAACAAAAAAUAUACUCUAGCAAACCAUUAGAUGAAAUAACAAGAAAUAAUUUGAUUGAACUAUUUCUUUUGUUACAAAAAGAAUAAGAGUCUUAAUAAAUUUGUGCACAUUGUUGUAUUUUAAAACCUAAAAGAUCUAGGCAUUGUGAUAUUUGCAAAAAUUGCGUGUCUGUUUAUGAUCAUCAUUGUCCUUGGAUAAAUAAUUGUGUAGGAACAAAUAAUCAUGGAUACUUCUUAGGCUACAUUAUUUCAAUCUGGUUAAGUAUUAUUGCUUUUACUAUAUUGAAUGCAAUAUACAUCUGGUAAUUUAAUUAUCCCUAAUAAAAUUCUUCUGUCUCUCCAGUUUAUAUCGAUCCACUUAAUUUAUUUACUUAAGAUUAACACAUUUUAUUCUUUGUUCUAAAAGUUGUGCUUAAUUCCAUUGCAGUAUUCUUUUGCCUUUUGUUUGGCAUACCAUUAACACUUCUUCUAUUUGUUUAGCUUGGUAAUUUCCGAGCUAACAAAACUACAUACGAAAGAUUUAGUUAAUAAGCAAAAAUUAAUUAGCUCUCUCAGGUAACAGAAUCGAAUGGAUUAUCUGCAUUAGCCCCUGCUGAUGAUACCUAACUUCAUUAAUCUCUUCUCAACGAUACGCAAACCUAAUAUUAGCAGUUAUCUUCAUUUUAAAACUGCCUUCAAAUGUGCUUUUAUAAUAAAAAGAAUCCUAAUUAUAGAUUUAGGAAUAUAAGCGAAAGGAAUAUUAGCUAGCCAUGA